AUGGCGCUCACCAAACCAGCGCUCAUACUUUGGCCAAUGGAUGGCGCCAGCAUUCCCGCGAAUCGUGGAGGACCGCAUGCACGCUAUGAAGAUCAAGGACAAGAUUUACUUCCGUUGGAGAAGAGGAUGUAUAUCAGUAUCAGUCGAUCGGCCAAGUGCGGUCGGGUUUUCCCUCGUGGUGAGAUGACUGACGUCUAUUAUGAAGGAACGACCGGGUGCACUCCUGAAAGUAACUCAGGCCUCUUGAAAAUUAAAAAUUCUGAUGUCGAAAUCGAAGCUCAAGAGAGGCUUGCUCAUGUCAUCGUUGGUCUAUCCCCGCCGCCGCGGGUGCGCAGCAACGCCUUGGCAAUCUUUGCAAACUUAGGCCGUUCUUCUUUUUGUACAUUAGCAAUUAUUGCUCAUCGAGGGCGAGGCUUCGAGGAGUGCUGUGGUUGCGCAGGUUCUCUACAGCACUUGGUUGUUCAGAUGAGCUCGCCCACAUCACAAGAAGACGCCGGUAUUGCUACGAACACUCUUCACGACUGUGUCUCCCCCUUCCCCCUCCCCUUUCUUUUCAAAAUUUGCGCCCCAAUCUCUUCCAAACCGGCCGGGGGUCGGGGGUCGCCUGCCGACCACGACGACGACGACCCGUUGGCACGGGCACUCGCACCGCCACCCGACGAAACCCCUGAACAACGACGACUACGGCUUGCUGCAGAGGCAGAGGCGAAGAAGAUCAGCGAUGAGAUCGACGAGAGGUUGAGGAGGGAGAGAGAAGCUGACAAAAAGAAGAAGAGGCCCGUCAAACUGUUGCUAUUGGGUCAGAGUGAAAGUGGGAAGACGGCCACACUCAAAAACUUCCAGUUGACCUAUGCACGGAAGGAAUGGGCAGAGGAGCGGGCUUCCUGGCGCUCGGUGAUCUUCCUCAACCUCAUCCGGAACGUCAAUGUUAUCCUCGAACACCUCAAUGCCGAGAUGUUCGACUACCCAAUGGUCAACGAUGAUUCACAAGAAGACCUUCAGGUCGUCCCCAGAAGCCUGCCCAGACUGGCAUUCACAGAGCUUCACCGACGGUUGCGAACCGACCUCGCGCAUUUGGAACGUGUUCAGAAGGACCUCGAGGCGCGGCUAGGUUCGGCUAGUCUCGAGCUGCAUUCCACGAACGAGACGUCUGCUGCCCCAUUUGCAGAAUAUAUGGAGGGAGGGCGUCGUGGUGAAUUCGGGAUUCAUUCUUCGAAUGGUUGGAAGUCUGCCCUUACGAAAUUCCGGACACUACGGUCGACCACACAAACAGACUCGGACAGCAACUCCAGCCCUGUGGCAACGUCGCCAUCGAGGGGAAACCGCGAUUGGGUGGAUGAAAUUGCGGAGACGCUGGAGAGUUGCCGAGAGGAUAUCAAGAUACUUUGGGAGGACCCAAUCAUUAACGAGAUGAUGAUUCGGCGAAAGCUUCGGUUGGAGGACCAACCGGGAUACUUCAUCCCAGAUGCAGACCGAAUAGCAUCGAGGUUCUACCAACCGACUGACGAUGAUGUGAUUCGAGCCCGUCUAAGAACACUCGGUGUACAAGAAUACAAGUACAUCUUUGACCAUGGUCGGACGGUGGGUCAAGAAUGGAGGUUAUACGAUGUGGGAGGCACGAGAAGUAGUCGAGGCGCGUGGUAUCCUUACUUUGAUGACGGUAUGCACACCCCCACACCACUCAACGUUGCCCGUUCUAAUCGCUUCUCAGUCGACGCGAUCAUCUUUUUGGCCCAACCUUUGUCUCGUUUUAGACCAAUAUCGCCAUUUGACGAGAAGUUGGCCGAAGACAAGCGUGUCAAUCGACUUGAAGAUAGCUAUCUACUGUGGCGAUCGGUGUGCGCGUGCAAACUUCUAUCGCGAACACAGCUCAUCCUAUUCCUGAACAAAUGCGAUCUCCUACAAGCCAAGCUUUCCCGAGGUGUGCGGAUAAGGGACUCGGUACCAAGCUACGGCGAUAGGAAAAACGAUCAUACGACGGCCACGAAAUAUUUCCAACAGCAUUUCAAGGAGAUUGCCCGCCAGCAUUCGCCAGUUCAACGCCCGUUCUAUGUGCAUCUUACAUCAGUCAUUGUUCUUUCUGCUUCCUCUUGGCGUGGCUUCGCGCCCGCUAUGGGUCCUGCGGGAUACACGGUCCACUGCGGUGACGCUUGGAGCUGGUGGGUUCUUUGGUUCUUGUGCUAUAGAUACCUCAAUACUGACAACUCGCUUCUUCUCCAAACCCACUGGAUUCUGAUUAUCUGCGGUGCCUUUGAUGAAUCAUAG
Molecule: messenger RNA, 2265 nt
Organism: Coprinopsis cinerea okayama7#130
Lineage: Eukaryota; Fungi; Basidiomycota; Agaricomycetes; Agaricales; Psathyrellaceae
Exons: 16
Coding region: 1-2265 (754 amino acids)
Biological process (GO): adenylate cyclase-modulating G protein-coupled receptor signaling pathway
Cellular component (GO): heterotrimeric G-protein complex
Molecular function (GO): GTPase activity; G protein-coupled receptor binding; G-protein beta/gamma-subunit complex binding
Source: RefSeq, a predicted model, not a curated record